This is a messenger RNA of Oncorhynchus mykiss (rainbow trout), 3813 nucleotides long. RefSeq names its product multiple C2 and transmembrane domain-containing protein 1. Lineage: Eukaryota; Metazoa; Chordata; Actinopteri; Salmoniformes; Salmonidae. Gene Ontology annotation, molecular function: calcium ion binding. Gene Ontology annotation, biological process: regulation of neurotransmitter secretion. The record is from RefSeq and is a predicted model, not a curated record. Gene Ontology annotation, cellular component: synaptic vesicle membrane.
GCUUCCGCUCCAUCAUUUUACUGUUUGACAGCUACACACCACGUUUGUCAUGACAUUCACACUUCAGCUGCACAUAUUCCGGGAAGACGCGCUCCCGAAGAACAAAACACACACACACCCUUUGUCAAUGCGGCUCUUUGCCGCUGGAAAUUGAUCAGUAGAAGUACUGCUGUAGCCUAUCAUUAGCCAACGGUGACAUUCACUAAGCUGCGCGCUCAGACUGGCAGGUUGCUGCACUAGCACUAUGGAGGACAAUCCCAAGGAUGAUAGCGCCACGAAGGGACAGGAAUCGAUUUCCUACCAACGUAGGAUGUGGAAGAAUUUCCAAGACAAAACCAAACCGUUUUUGAGCCCCAAAUUGGGCUCUGGGCGUCGCAGUCCUGACAGUAAAAAGGAGACCGGGUUAUGGAUGUUUAAAAGGAAAAAGAAAGAGCUAGACCGUUUCUUUUCGUCCUCACAGCCCAAUCUCUGCUGCUCUACCCCGGCGCCUUUCCUGGCUGACCAGUCCCUCGGCGGUACAGCGCCUGGGAGCAGCAGCACCGGGCAACCUCUGCAUCAGCUACUGGGGGCCGAUAGAGCGUCCACGAGCAAGCCAGAGCUAACGGGACAUGACAGCCCGAAACUCAUUGUCUCCCAUUUAAUCCUGUCCCAUCAGAAGAGCUCCUCUCUCGGCUCUACAUGCUUCGAGAAGCUGGUAGUAGAAUCUUCAGUCGUUGGAGAGGAGGAACAGUUGCGCAAAAACGCCAGUGAUUCCGGCAUCAACAUCGCGGGGUCAAGUAAUGCUGAGACUGCUCCUCCUGCCAACCCAGGGAUGUACCAACUGGACAUCACUCUAAAGAGGGGACACAACCUCGCCAUCAGGGACAGAGGAGGGACAAGUGAUCCGUAUGUGAAGUUUAAGAUUGCGGGGAAGGAGGUGUUCAGGAGCAGGACCAUCAAUAAGAACCUGAACCCGGUGUGGGACGAGAGGGUCAGCCUACUUGUGGACAGCCUCCGAGAACCUCUUUAUGUCAAGGUGUUUGACUAUGACUUCGGCCUUCAGGAUGACUUCAUGGGUUCUGCCUACCUCUACCUGGAGUCUCUGGAAAACCAGAGGACCCUGGACGUGACCCUUGACCUCGAGGAUCCCCAGUACCCCGAACAUAACCUGGGAACUCUAGAGCUGGCAGUCACACUGUCACCCAAAGAGGGAGACUUCAGGGAAGCACAGCAGCAUUCGAGUAUGCGGUUGUCAGAUGUCCACAGGAAAGCUCAGCUGUGGAGAGGUAUAGUGAGCAUCAGUCUGAUCGAGGCUCAUGACCUCCAGCCUAUGGACGCCAACGGCUUCAGUGACCCCUACGUCAAGUUCAGACUGGGCCAUCAGAAAUACAAGAGCAAGACGAUACCCAAGACUCUGAACCCCCAGUGGAGAGAGCAGUUUGACUUCCAUCUUUAUGAGGAGCAGGGGGGCUUCAUCGACAUCACCGUCUGGGACAAAGACGCAGGCAAGAAGGACGACUUCAUGGGCAGGUGUUCGAUAGACCUGUCACCGCUCAGUAAAGAGCACACUCAUAAGUUUGACCUGCCGCUGGAGGAGGGCGAGGGCAUGCUGGUGCUGCUGGUCACCCUCACGGGGGCAGCUGCAGUGUCCAUCUCGGACCUGUCUGUCAACAUCCUGGACGACACACACGAGAGACACCAGAUACGACAGAGAUAUAGUGUGCUGAGGUCGUUCCACAACCUGAAGGAUGUGGGAGUGGUCCAGGUUAAGGUCAUCAGAUCAGAGGGGCUGAUGGCAGCAGACGUCACAGGGAAGAGUGACCCCUUCUGUGUGGUGGAACUGAGUAACGAUCGGCUACAGACACACACGGUCUACAAGAACCUCAACCCCGAGUGGAACAAGGUCUUCACCUUUAAUGUGAAGGACAUCCACUCGGUGUUGGAGGUGACAGUGUACGACGAAGACCGAGACAGAAGCGCAGACUUCCUGGGUAAAGUGGCCAUCCCUUUACUAAACAUUCAAAAUGGUGAACGGAAAGCCUACGCUUUGAAAAGCAAGGAGCUGACAGGGCCAACAAAAGGGGUCAUCUUUCUGGAAAUAGACGUGAUUUUUAACGCUGUAAAGGCAGGUCUCAUGACGUUGAUACCCAAAGAGCAGAAAUACAUAGAGGAUGAGCCCAGAGUGUCCAAACAGUUGCUUCUGCAAAACUUCAACAGAGUGAGACGAUGCAUCCUGUUCCUCAUCAACGCCGGCUGCUACAUCAACAGCUGCUUCGAAUGGGACUCAACUCAGAGGAGCAUCUGUUCCUUCCUGGUCUUUGUUCUGGUGGUGUGGAACUUUGAACUCUACAUGAUUCCUCUGGUUCUGUUGCUGCCGCUGGCCUGGAACUAUAUCCUCAUCUCUUCGGGGAAGGACACCAGGCAAGAUGUGCAAGCGAUGGAGGACUUGCUGGAGAAUGAGGAUGAGGACUAUGACAAAGAUGACAAGGUGCCUAGACCCGGCCCUUCGGAGGACGGGCGACUGCCUGAAAGCCAUAUCCUCGAGGAUAUGUUGGCUUCCUGGCACUUUGAGUGGAUACGGGUGAUGUUGGACCCGGAGAGAAAGGGCUUCAUCAACAAGCUGUAUGCCAUCCAGGAUGUGUGCAUCAGUGUGCAAAAUGCCCUGGAUGAAGUGGCAUCCUAUGGCGAAAGGAUAAAGAACACCUUUAACUGGACAGUGCCUUUCCUUAGCUGGCUGGCCAUCGUGGCUCUAUGUGUGGCCACUGUUCUCAUCUACUAUAUCCCCCUACGCUACAUCGUCCUGGCCUGGGGGGUGAAUAAAUUCAGCAAGAAGCUCCGUGACCCGUAUACCAUUGACAACAACGAGCUCUUGGACUUCCUGUCCAGAGUCCCCUCAGAUGUUCAAGUGGUGCAGUACCGAGAGCUGAAAGUGGAUCCCAGUCAUAGUCCAAAUAAAAGAAGGAAAAACAACCCGGGAUAACUGGCUUUGCCCGCCCACUGAAUCUUCCCUCCCUCACCCGUCCAACGCCAAGAAGCAGAGAAACACUGGUUUGAACCAGCUCAACACUCUCCCUCUCUCUCUCUCCGUCUCUCUCUUUCUCUCUGUCUCUCUCUCUUCUACUGACUUAAAAAAUAUAUAUAUAUACAUGUACAGGCCCUCGAAGUGUAAUUAUUACAAAGAGACAACAAAGAGAUGAGUUUGGAUGAAAUAGCAGACUAUUUCAGACCCAGGUGUUUACUGAACCCGUCUGACAGAUGUCCAUGUCAUGCCGUCCUCGUAAUGUUCAACUAUGAGUAUCACAGUUAUGAGUUCAUUCAGAGAUUUCUCCAUAAUAACCCCAUUAGGAACAUAUAAUUGAACCAUCCCAAAGCUACUUACUAUGGCUGGGAAUUGCCAGGGACCUCACAAUACGAUAUUAUCCGUAUCACAAUGCGAUAUUAUCACAAUACGAUAUUCACAAUACGAUAUUAUCACAAUUACGAUAUUAUCACAAUACGAUAUUAUCACAAUACGAUAAUAUCACAAUACGAUAUUAUCACAAUACGAUAUUAUCACAAUACGAUAAUAUCACAAUACGAUAUUAUCACAAUACUCAGUGCCUUCAGAAAGUAUUCACUCUCUUUGACUUUUUACACAUUUAGUUUUUUUAGAACCUUCAUUUAAAAUUGAAUCAAUUGAGAUGUUGUAUCACUGAUCUACACACAAUAAGUAAUGUCAAAGUGGAAUUUAGUUUUUAGCAUUUUUUACAAAUUCAUUCAAAAUGAAAAGCUGAAAUGCCAAUAAGUAUUCAAGCCCUUUGUUAUGGCAAGUCUAAAUAAGUUCAGGAGUAAAAA